Messenger RNA from Theileria annulata, 2004 nucleotides. RefSeq lists its product as uncharacterized. Lineage: Eukaryota; Apicomplexa; Aconoidasida; Piroplasmida; Theileriidae. The coding region runs from base 1 to 2004 and encodes 667 amino acids. The record is from RefSeq and is a predicted model, not a curated record. The transcript has a single exon.
AUGCAGACUAAAAAGGUUCCUAAUGUUUUUAUGUCACUAUAUCGUCUUGCCAGUAAGGAAGAUUAUGAUUUGUCAAAGUGGCGAGAUAUUUUGACUGGAAUUCACAGGAAAUCAAAGGAGAAACAUAGCAUAAAGGACAUUUGCCUCUUGUAUUAUUCACUGUUUAAGGGGAAUUCAAGUAUAGAUUUGUCAAAUUUGGAGAUCAGGUAUAAGGACUCAGAAACUAAGGAAAACCUUGGACCGUUAACCAUAAGAGAUAUAGCAGAUGUGUACAUUAACAAGGUCUCAAACCUGUUAUGUUACAUGAACACUAAGCAGCUGGCAAUUAUAUCUAAAUAUUUGCACAUGAUGAACAGGCUAAAUGAGUCCUUUUGUGCCACAAUUUUGUCCAGAAUAAGUUCAAAUAGUUUGAAGAUCACCUCUAGGUCCUUUUUUAACAUUCUCUUAACACUUUCAGAGUCUAAAUAUGUAAAUAAUGAUUCAAUAGAACGGUUGAUAAUCCUAAAUAAGGGUUUGUUGCUGGAUAUGAAUAGCCUUGACCUCCAGUAUCUUCUCAAAUCAAUUUCAAUUCACAACAUAACUAACGAAACAAUACUAAAUAUAGUGUCGGAUAAGUUGGAAUACUACUUGAGGGACAUGAAACCCGAUGAGAUCCUGUCCACGUUGCAUUACAUUUAUAAGCUCGACUGGUAUAAUGAAUCAGUCUUCAUGAACUUGUACUUUAGAAUCCAAAGUUUACUUCCUCAGUAUAAACUUAAUUCAAUUGUAUUAAUUUCUAAAUGUCUUUCACACUUCAAACCCAAAGGUGUUGAGGAUUUUUUUGAUUCACAAAUCAUUCCCACUGUUCAUGGGAUUAUCUCAGACAUUGACGUUGGUAAUCUAAAAUUAACUGACAAGGUUGAUAUUUUGUUGUUAUACAACAACUGUUAUAAAUGUGGUUCUAGAUCAUUUCCUAAAUUACUAUUUCAGAUUUCAGACUUACUGAGUGAGGAUUAUCAAUGGGAUUUGUUGUUUUCAGCUCUGAAUUUGCUUUUCAAAAAUAAUUCUAAUGCAGUUGAACAUAACUUAAUACAAGAGGAAGAAUUUGGAACUUUACUCACAAAAUCACUUGAUUUUUUCAAAAUAUUUUUAGCUGUAAAUGAAGUCGGACCCAAGUAUUUAUCUUCAAUCAGUAAAAAUUUAGUUGAAUUAGCAGUUGAAGAUGAGGAUUUAUUUUUACAAAUCCUUAAUAAGGUGAAUUCUGAUCAUUUCCCAAUCGACUCUUUAAUUGAAGUUCUGUUUAACCUACACACUGUUUACAGUGACCCUUUUAACACCGUUUAUGACCAAUGUCUUCAAAAAUUUUUGGACCACGAAAGGGUGCUAGAUUACUCAUUCUCACUUCGAAUAUUAUCUAUCCUGUUUUAUAGGAAUAUUAGUCCUGGACCCGGUUUACUCUCAAUUUUCAAAUCUUUAUUUGACAUUGAUACCUUGCAGGACAGUUCUUGGAAAAUUUCGAGACCAGAAACUUUUGGGUGUUUACGUCAAAUAUCGCGUUCAUUCAUAUCUGGUGAUGAUCCAGAAUACUUGUUAUACACUAUAGUGUUUCCAUCAUGUGUUACUGGAUCUGGUUCCAGGCUAUCGCAGUAUUUAUCUGAAGUUUCAUGCAUUUUCAAGAUGAUCUCAGAGUUUAAAAAGAAUGAAUUGUUGAAGGCACUACUGUAUUAUAUUGGAGAGUUUGAUAAAAAGGUGUUAAAUUCACUUCUGGAGUCUAGAAAUAUGAAUUACACUCGGUUGAAAAUUGAAAUUUUACCAGUAAAUUUAGUCCCAAAACAAUUAACUUUUGAAAGGGUUGAUUGUUUACUACUUAAGUUUGGUGAGGAUGUAUUAGGGCCAUUUUACCUAGUCCCAGGAACUAAAGACGUGUAUUAUUAUGGGAAAUCAAGAGAGAAGUGGGAUUCAAUUACAGUGAACAUUUAUAAACAUAUUUUAACAUUAAAUGGAUACAGUCCAAUUAAGAUUUAA